GAACAAACUGUUUAAAUUGUUUUUCGUUUCAUAUAAUCAUAACCGAGUUAAAGUUUAGUUAAGUCUUAUUGUAAGAGUAUUCGCAUUUGUCUGAGUCUUAAGCCGGAUAGAACAAGGAGGAUUUGAUACUGUAUAUCUUAGAUACUAAAAUGCGGGUAGUUUAAGUUUUCCAUGAUGUGCUCAGUUUUGUCUGUGUAAUUUUUUCUCACUUUUAGAGCGGAUGCACUUACAUUAGAUGAUUCAUAUCAUCAACAGAUGAUAUUUCAGAGUAUGUGCGUCAUGAAAAACGCGCGUCUUACGAGCUGGAAGUAUGUAGCAGUGUUGGGAUCAUGCACGAUGUUAAUAAUGUAAAUGUUCUCUUGUCAUUGCAUGGGGACUAAAGGUGAAUGUACUGAAAGAAGAACAUACCCUGUGUAAACUGAAUUUACCGAAUGACUUAUGAGACUAUUAUUUAAAUAAGCUUUCUUUUUGUACUAAGACCGCGUAAUUCACUUGUUAAAAACUAUACUCCGCUGGCUGCCACUUCGUGUUCUCCCUUUUUGUGAAGUCCCUGAAUAAUGUUGUAUGCCAUGGUUUCAGUUUGAUAAUAUGGGUGAAACAUCCCAACCGAAACAAAUACCAACAACAACACCAACAACUAAUCAUGAAAAAUUAAUUGAAUCUCAACUCAUAAAAACUGCUCAAAUAUUAGAAGAUACAUUAGAUGAACAAAUUAAUCGUUUAGAUAAUUUAAAUGAUGAUGAUUUAGAAGCUAUUCGACAACUUCGAAUUAAACAAAUGAAAGAUGAAUCUAAACAACGUUCUGAAUGGUUAGCUUUAGGACAUGGUGUUUAUUCUGAAUUAUCAAAUGAAAAAGAAUUUUUCACUGCUUGUAAAACAUCAACAUUUGGUCUUGUUUGUCAUUUCUAUCGUGAUUCAACAUUUCGUUGUAAAAUUUUUGAUAAACAUUUAAGUUUAUUAGCUCCAAAACAUUUAGAAUGUAGAAUGGUGAAAAUUAAUGCAGAGAAAACACCAUUUUUAACACAACGAUUAAAUAUAGUAGUUAUACCAACUUUAAUUCUUGCUAAAAAUGAAAAAGUAUGCCAUCGUCUAGUUGGCUUUGAUGAACUUGGUGGUCAUGAUGAAUUUUCCACAGCUAUGCUUGAAUGGCGUUUAGCUGUAGCUAAAGUAAUUAAAUAUUCAGGAGAUUUAACAAUUCCACCAGAUAUGCAAAAGAAUAAAAAGUCGACAAACAGUAAUUUAUCAAAUUUGAUAACAAAACGACAUGAAAAUAAAUCCAUACAUAGUAAGUGUUUUAAUGAACAUAGUGAUGAUGAAAUUAGUGAUUAGUGUUAUUUUUGGUUGUACAUUUCUGUCUAUCUAUCUGUCUGUCUGUCUGCCUGUCUGUCUGUCCUCUGUCUGUCUGUCCUCUAUCUAUGUAAUUAAUGCAUUAUCUAUUGUUGUUGAAAUCAUUUGUACGCACAUUCACAGAUCAUAUUUUCUGUGAGUUUUUUUUUCUGACCUUAAUUAAAUAAUACAAUCUGUUCAACGUCAAGACGAAAGAAUAAGGAAAGAAUACAGCUUCUGAAGGUUGAUUCAAAUCUUUUUUUUUUGUAAUAGAGAAACACCUUUGUGAAUAUUGUGCUCACAUAUCCUUUUUUUAACUUCCAUUUCGCUUGAUACUCUUUUAUUUAAAAUUUAUGCAGUUAAAAUAUGAGUAAUUUCAUUUAUCUGUUUUAGUUCUUGUUCCCGCUUUCUUAAUUAAAAUUGUUUCUAUCACAUCAUAGACAAUUUAUUCAUUGUAACUUAUCAAGUAAAUGGCAAAUGGAUUGUACAAAGAAAAUACUUUUUCGUGUACAAAUAUUUUUGAUCAUAAAUAUCAAGAUUAAUUACAACUGAUAAACUGGAUUACAUUGUACAAG
This is a messenger RNA of Schistosoma turkestanicum, 1901 nucleotides long. NCBI's taxonomy places the organism in Eukaryota, Metazoa, Platyhelminthes, Trematoda, Strigeidida, Schistosomatidae. The record is from the annotation of a GenBank genome assembly.